Molecule: messenger RNA, 462 nt
Organism: Paecilomyces variotii
Lineage: Eukaryota; Fungi; Ascomycota; Eurotiomycetes; Eurotiales; Thermoascaceae
Exons: 1
Coding region: 40-201 (53 amino acids)
Source: RefSeq, a predicted model, not a curated record
GUCCGAUUCUUUGCUCGCCUCGAAAGCAAACGCAGUUGGAUGAAGGUUAUAGUUGCUUAUCAUCUAGGCCUUUUAUCAGCUGCUGCAUGUCAGGUCGCAGAAAUAAAGGAUUGGCUUCAUGGAAGCUUUAAUCUCUGCGUUCCAGUGACUCUUGGUAACUGGACAGGGAGACAGCAACCAGGCCGACGUGUCCUCCUUUGAUUUCCUCUCCUUUCAUCGCAUCGGUGAAUCCUUCAGGUCCGGACAUGGGGACGAGAAGAUUCGGUGCGAAGCAGGAACCUAUGCAUGGUUGCAAGGGAACUGUCCAGACGUGCCAAUUCCACGACUGUACGGCUUUUCCACUUCCGUAGGUUAAACUGUAAAUAGCCGACUGUGCUCACAACUUCCUACACUCACUAACGGAGCUUAGUUCACCAGGCUUGAAAACCUACCGUUCCUUAUCUGGCGCUUUCAGUCCUUGCG